AUGGACCCAGAGGAAACAAGUUUAAAAUACGGAAUUCAGGUUUCAGAAACGUCUUUGCGCAAUAUUUGGGAUAUUGUGGUGGCUUUUGAUAUCGGCACAAGCUAUUCCGGGUACGCUUAUUGUGACAGAAAGGAAAUAAGCUCAAAAUCGAUCUCCUUGAAUCAGUGGUCGGGAAACAUGGUCCCAGAUCCGAGGGCCAAAGCACCAACUACAGUUCUUGUUGACAAAGAUAAGUCUUUUCAUUCUUUUGGAUACGAGGCAGAGGACUUUUAUGCACAACGGGUCUGCGAAAAGAACAACGAAGAUUGGCAUCGAUUUAAGAACUUCAAGAUGAUUCUUUAUAGAGAAAAAAAUGUCCAACGCAAUAUACAAAUCAUGGAUGACUCUGGAAGGCUUUCACUUCCAGCUUUAGAUAUCUUUGCAUGGGCAAUUCAGGCUCUGAAAAAUCACUUCGAAUCCACAGUGAAAGACAGGUCUCUCUCAAUGGAUAAAAACAACAUUUUAUACGUGAUAACAGUGCCUGCAAUUUGGAAGCAAUCUGCAAAACUCUUCAUGAAAGAAGCUGCUUUGAAGGCUGGAAUUCCUGAGGCUCAACUUUUAAUUGCUUUAGAACCAGAGGCUGCAGCAAUGUAUUGUAAAUCUCUACCCGAUCAGACACUUACAGAAACAUUCAAACCAAAUAAAAGAUACAUGGUCUUGGAUCUUGGGGGGGGAACAGCUGAUGUUGUAGUCCAUGAUGUUUUAGAAGAUGGUAGACUAGCAGAGGUUUACAAGGCUUCUGGUGGCGACUGGGGAGGAACAACGGUUGACAGAGAGUUCGAGAAACACAUUAAGACGGUCUUCCAUAGCGAAUCAUGUCUACAAGAGUUGUGGGAAAAUGCUCCAAGAGAUGCUUUUGAUAUGGAAAGGGAAUUUGAAAUGCAAAAAAGACAAAUCAGCAGUGCUCCCGAUGGUAAUAUUCGGUUAAAACUACCACGAAGACUACAACAGUUUGGAAAUAGACCAUUGAAUGAUUCGGUUACGUUUGAUCAUAUAUAUGUGGAAAACUCAAAAUUCAAGGAGUUUUUUGAAGAAGCCAAGCUUAAAAUCAUAAAACUGAUAAAAGAAAUUCUGGAAGAGGUCAAUCAUUUGGAUCAAAUUCUUCUCGUUGGAGGAUUUUCCUGUUCUAAAUAUCUAUGUGAACAAAUAAAAUCCCACUCUGUUUUCUCUGGUAUUAAUUUCUGUUGUCCCAAAGACCCUGGCCUAGCAGUUCUUCAAGGAGCAGUCAUAUUUGGGUAUAACCCAGAAGAAGUUGAAUUCCGUAUAUGUCGAUAUACCUAUGGCAUUGGUGUUCUUCAAGAUUUUGAUGAAUCGAGGCAUCCCGAAGAGAAGCGAGAUACUGUAGACGGUGAAGUGGUGUGCAAAGACAUUUUUGAUGUACUCGUUCACGAAGGGGACAGAGUAAAAUACAAUGAACCUAAGAUCUCCAGAUCUAAAAGCAGUCAUAAACAACCAGAUAGAAAGCAAAUACUAAUUCGAAAAGAAAUAUAUGCUGGUAAAAAUAUUAAGAAGGGUGGGCUAACAUUCGUCACAGAUAAAGGAAUUAAAGCAAUUGGGAAAAUAAUCAACAAAUCACCAGAAAACGGAUGGCCUGACCUGGUGGACUUUGAGACAAAAGUAUAUUUUGGACAGACGGAUAUAAGAGUUGAAGAUUUCGAUAUAACAAACAAGGUCUCUGUUAAAGCCGAGUUUGAUCUUAUCUGACAAUAAGUUUAUGCUUCAUAAAACUUUUAGAUAAAACGCUCUUAUUUUUGUUUAAGGAACUCGGCAUCAGGAUGGUGUAUUCUGUUAAUCGUUUU
Molecule: messenger RNA, 1838 nt
Organism: Saccostrea cuccullata (small rock oyster)
Lineage: Eukaryota; Metazoa; Mollusca; Bivalvia; Ostreida; Ostreidae
Product: heat shock 70 kDa protein 12A-like
Exons: 4
Coding region: 1-1743 (580 amino acids)
Molecular function (GO): ATP-dependent protein folding chaperone; ATP binding
Source: RefSeq, a predicted model, not a curated record